This is a messenger RNA of Paracoccidioides brasiliensis Pb18, 291 nucleotides long. RefSeq lists its product as uncharacterized. The coding region runs from base 1 to 291 and encodes 96 amino acids. The transcript is spliced from 2 exons. The record is from RefSeq and is a predicted model, not a curated record.
AUGGAACGAAGACAACAUCGGACCCGGCAAGUUGGGCGUGGCGGAAUUCCAAAAUCCGGAUUCGGGAACUUGGAGAGCCUUGUAGCGGCCACUGUAUGUUUGGCAGAACUGAGAUAUGAGGAUAACAGGUCUAAUCCAAUAAUAAUAACACAACCCUAUGGUGGACAGAGAAGUAUCGCCUCCAUGGGUGAGAAUCUUGGGAAGAAAACACGGCCUUUUCGACGGAAUCGGCUGAAUACCGCCUCUUCUCACCCACAAAAGUCGAUAUCACCGCAGUCUAUGUUUCCGUAG